AUGCUUACCAAAUGGAGAAGAGGAAAUAAAGCUACAGACGACUUGGUAGUGGUCAUGGAGCUGGAAUUUUCGGCGAGGCGGAAAAGUUCCACGACCGGAUACAGAAGAAACCGGAACUGGAAGUGUGUAAAAGAGUUUGUUAUGAAACCAAAACAUUUAGUACCUAUAUUUCCAACAAGUUUUUAUGGAAGAAAGUAUCGUCGUUUAGAUGUUGCUUUACAAGAUGAUGCUACAGCAACUAUUGAACAUGAAUUAGACACUGUUAUUAUACCACCCGAUGCUGACCCACAGACCGAUGAAGAGGAAUUGGACAAAAAUAAUUUAGAAGUUGUCAAAUAUAUAUUUUCUAUAGUCGUGAUCGGUGAAAUCGAGUUGCAGCAUAUAAACCGCAGUAAUGAAAAAGAAAGUGAGGACGAAGACAGCUUGUCACUGUUUAAAAGAUUAAACAACUUACAAUCAAAACGAACCAAAAAAAUAAGUCAAAAAUGGACUAAAAAUAUUGUUGACACUAUGAAGCUAGAAACUAGAAAUUCUGUAAUUUUCGAGCAGUCGAAAAGGGCUAACCACGGUUUUAAUGCUAGUGACUUUGACCCAUAUAUAACUGAUGAGAAUUCUGAUUAUGAACCCCCAAGUGUACCCCACCUUAACGUUAAUCAGAGCCAGCAUGUUAAUGAAUUAUUAGAGAAUAAUACUUCAGACAGUGCUCAUGUUACUCCUAAAAGAACGAGAAAGAAAAGGUUGAAUAUUAAAGGCCAUAAAAAACAAAUUAGGAAAAAUGCGAGACUGCAGGGUUUGGAAUAUGAGACUGCAAAGGGGAAAAAGGUUAUGCAAAAGGAAUUGAAAGUCUAUGAACACAGAUGUAGAUAUAAAUGUCAUGAAAUAAACGAAGCAGAUAGACAGAUGUUGUUCACAAGAUUUUAUCAACUCAAGUCUUAUGAUUUACAAACCAACUUCAUCGCCUCAUAUAUUUCAAAGAUUGCUCCCAAACGAAAAAUAGCCCAGGCAGUAUCGCAUAAACAGUUUAGCACCAUAAUUAAACUGAUGGGUGUUAGAGUAUGCAAACCAUUCUUCUUAAAAACUCUAGAUAUUACUACUAGAAGAUUUUUAAUAGUUGGUAAUAAGAAAACAGAUGAAGGUUUUAUUGAAACGGAUCAACGCGGACGCUUCUCACCUAUAAAUAAAAUUAGUGAUGUCGUGCGAGAUGAUGUCACCCACAUUAAAAUGUUUCCUCGAUAUCGAAGUCACUAUUCUCGACUUGACAAUCGCUGCAGCAGGUGCCUUCCAGAAAAUCUUAAUGUUAGCAAAAUGUACUCCCUUUAUAGUGAUUGGUGCACAGAAAAAAAUAAGGCCAAAGUAAAAGAGUCAUAUUAUCGACAUAUUUUCGCCACAGAAUUCAACUUAAAAUUUUAUAGGCCUCAUUCAGACACCUGCCAUACAUGUGACAAGUUGAAUAAUAUGAGUAUAAGUGACGAUUCAGACGCUACUGAGACAUGGACUCCGAUCAACCAUAAUAAUGGUUGCAAUAAGAUUGAAAGCAGUGAAGAAAAUAUCUCCCUUUCUGCUGCCCAUAUACUUAUAAGGCAAAAAAUGGAUAAAGGAAACCAAACUGAGACAAAUACUGAAAUACCAGGAAAUGUACCUGUUAUUGACAAUGAAACAUAUGCGGAUUUACAUUUUCGAGACCAAAACAAGACAAGAAAACAAAAAAGCAAUACCACACGCUGGAAGUCAGCUCAAGCCAAAGAUAACCGUAAUUAUGGGAAGUCAUACACAAAUUCUAAAGGAAAUCAAGUAGCUAGUAGAAGUAUUAAGUCACCUUGUAAUGAAGAAAAAUUUAGUGUAGAUUAA
Molecule: messenger RNA, 1848 nt
Organism: Diabrotica balteata
Lineage: Eukaryota; Metazoa; Arthropoda; Insecta; Coleoptera; Chrysomelidae
Source: the annotation of a GenBank genome assembly